AGCUAGUUGACUUGUACCUUUCUGUAAUUCGUAAAAUAUUUUUGCAAAAAGAUGCCCAAAUCUAAAAGAGAUAAAAAAAUAUCUCUUACUAAAACAAGUAAGAAGGGCCUUGUUCUGAAACAACAAAUAGUGGAAGAUGUUAGAAAUUGCGUCGAAAAAUACAGCAGGAUAUUUCUUCUAUCCGUUCACAAUAUGCGCAACAAUAAACUUAAAUAUUUGCGAGCGGAAUGGAAAGACAGUCGAUUUUUCUUCGGUAAAAACAAGGUGAUAGCGUUCGCUCUAGGCAAAUCAUCGGAAAACGAAAUUACAGAAGGUCUUCACAAUCUAUCAAUGACGUUAAGGGGACAAUGUGGUCUACUAUUUACAAAUAGAAGUAAGAAAAAAGUUUUGAAAUGGAUGGAAGAGUAUGAAGAAAUAGAUUAUGCUAGGUCUGGUUUUGUUGCACAAGAAACUAUAAUUCUACCUGAAGGACCCAUGUCAGAUUUUUCGCAUAGUAUAGAACCUCAUUUGAGGCAGUUGGGAAUGCCUACUGCUUUACAAAAGGGUGUAGUAACUUUACUUAAAGAAUACACAGUGUGUAAAGAAGGGCAAGCAUUAACUCCGGAACAAGCAAGGAUUUUGAAAUUACUUGAUAAACCAUUGUCUACAUUUAAAUUAGUACCAUUAGGUGUAUUUUCUAAGAAACAUGGAUAUAAACAACUUGCAUCUCAAGAUAAUGAUAAAGAGAGUAUAGGAGAACAAAUGGAAAUAGAGGAAACAGAAGAAGCUGAUAGUACAUGA
Molecule: messenger RNA, 780 nt
Organism: Habropoda laboriosa
Lineage: Eukaryota; Metazoa; Arthropoda; Insecta; Hymenoptera; Apidae
Gene: RpLP0-like
Product: mRNA turnover protein 4 homolog
Exons: 4
Coding region: 52-780 (242 amino acids)
Biological process (GO): nuclear-transcribed mRNA catabolic process; ribosomal large subunit biogenesis; ribosomal large subunit assembly
Cellular component (GO): preribosome, large subunit precursor; nucleolus
Molecular function (GO): RNA binding
Source: RefSeq, a predicted model, not a curated record